UUGUAUGUAAGCAAACCAACCCUUUGCGAUGGGAAAUCGUUGCAGGAUAUUUUGGAAAUUUUCCUCUUCAGCAAAUCAGUGCAGUUGUGCAAUUACCUUUGCAACAAGCUAGUUGAGUGCAGAAAAAUAGUGAGAUUGAAAAAAUGUAGCUGCAAAAGUGAAGUUUUUUUUUUGUAAUAAGAAUACCUACACAUAUUCGAAAAGCAUUUAAUAUAGUCAAAUUGGCAAAAAAGAAAAACGAAAUUGUGCUUCUAAUGUGAAUUGAUGGAGCAAGUCAAAGGAGGCCAGAAUGUUUGUAAUGAACUGGUACAACACUCUCAGUAAUCGCAGCUUGGCGAUAACGUUGCUCAUUUGCAUAUCCUUAAUAUAUGUAUCAUAUACAUUUAAUUCGUGCCUAUUGACCAGCAUCAGUCGUACAUUUCAAAAGAAUCCGCUACGCAGCCUAUUAUUUUCUGCAGAUGCUUUAGCUGACGCCUCGAUUGCUGCAAGCGCUGCUAAACUUCAUGCGCCCAACGAGAUGGGCAGCGCCACCGCAAGCGCUAAUGCCAGCUUGUCAACGAAGCACACGCCGGAAGCGUUAAACUUAAUAAAUCGCAGCUCUUCCGCUGUGCGGCGUAUUGUGCCACUAAGUGGCGCAAACAGCAGCAGUAGUAGCAACAACAGCGCCAACAACAUAGCCGGCACUGCACCGCGGGAGGCUGCUGAUGGUUCGCCCAAAUAUCGUUUCCUACGCCAACAAGGCCUACAUCCGUCGCGUCAUCUACCCGACACGCUCAUCAUUGGCGUUAAGAAGAGCGGCACUCGCGCGCUACUCGAAUUCAUACGCCUACAUCCGGAUGUGCGCGCCGCCGGCUGUGAGGUGCACUUCUUUGACCGCCAUUAUCAGCGUGGAUUGCGUUGGUAUCGUCACCAUAUGCCGUACACCAUUGAGGGUCAAAUAACAAUGGAGAAGACACCAAGCUAUUUUGUGACAAAAGAAGUACCGCAGCGAGUGCAUCAAAUGAACGCUGCAACAAAACUGCUCAUUGUGGUGCGUGAUCCUGUUACACGAGCCAUAUCCGACUACACGCAAGCGGCCAGCAAGAAAUCGGAUAUGAAACGUUUUGAAGACUUAGCCUUCGUCAAUGGCUCAUUUGCUGUGGUUGACACCGCCUGGGGACCGGUUAAAAUUGGAGUUUAUUCACGUUAUCUGGAAAAAUGGUUGAAAUAUUUUCCCCUCUCACAACUUCUAUUCAUCAGCGGUGAACGUCUUAUCAUGGAUCCGGCGUACGAGAUUGGACGUGUACAAGAUUUUUUAGGUCUCAAACGUGUAGUGACUGAGAAACAUUUUUACUUUAAUGCCACCAAAGGUUUUCCAUGUCUAUUCAAAUCGGAAGCGCGUUCAACGCCACAUUGUUUGGGCAAAACGAAAGGACGCAAUCAUCCACAUAUCGAAGAAGCUGCCAUUGAACGUUUACGUGAGUUUUAUCGACCGUUCAACAAUAAAUUUUAUCAAAUGACUGGCAUAAAUUUUGCAUGGCCCUAAGGGUAGUAAGUACACAAAUAUGUAUGGAUGGAUGUAUGAGCAUAAGUAACUAUUUAAGGAAAUAAGAAGUUUUGUUGAAGCUUUAAAAGCUUAACAAAAAAUCAAAUUUACGAUAAUCGGAAAUCUACGAUAUAUGUAUUGCAUAUUUAUGUACUGUAACAGCUGAAGUUGUUACAUAUGUAAA
This is a messenger RNA of Rhagoletis pomonella (apple maggot), 1709 nucleotides long. It is a transcript of the gene Hs3st-B, whose product is annotated as heparan sulfate glucosamine 3-O-sulfotransferase 6. NCBI's taxonomy places the organism in Eukaryota, Metazoa, Arthropoda, Insecta, Diptera, Tephritidae. Gene Ontology annotation, molecular function: [heparan sulfate]-glucosamine 3-sulfotransferase activity. The transcript has 3 exons. The record is from RefSeq and is a predicted model, not a curated record. Bases 290 to 1525 code for a protein of 411 amino acids.